ACUACCUUUUUAUUUUGCUUAAGUAUCCCUUUGGUACUUAGGUCUGAAAUACAUUCAUAUGAGGAGCCUCGUCUCCGAUUAUUAAAUGAAAUAAAGUUUUAUUUACUACGUUAACUAUCAUCAAGAUUAUUAUCUUUGACAUUGUCUUGUCUUCAAAGUUAAGUUUUGUUUAAAUAUUUUCUCAGACAAUAUAUAAUAUAUAAAUAUGCCUGGUUUACCACCACCACCACCACCAAUGAUGGCCCCAGUUGAAAAAGCAUUUGUAUUGCCUGCUUCUGGCAGUGGCGAAAUGAGAAAUGCUUUAUUAGGUCAAAUUCAGAAAGGUCAAAACUGUCGAUCAAAGUAGUCCAAUUGUAGCUGGUAGAGUUGCUGGUAGAGAAGCUCCAGUUCUUUCACCAUUGAGGUCAAGAACAACAGAACCUUUAUCCAACAAAUCAUCACCAGACUCUCCUAAUUCAUCACCUGUUAAACCUCCAGGUGGAUUUGCAAAUCUUUCAGACGAACUUCAAUUCAAGUUAACAUUAAAGAAAAAUAAAAACUCACCAGUGAAGGAAUCAAACAUUUCACAAGAGAUAAAAGAGACAACGCCUCCAGCAUCGUCCAAUUCUUUUGUGAACGAAAUAAAACCGAUACAAAGUGUCAUUACUGAUCAUCAUUCUCCAUCACCUAGUAUAUCAGAUGCUAUUCUUAAAUUAUUAGCUAGUGACAUUAGUAUCUUAAAUGAUGUUAGUAAAAGGAAAAGUGUUGUGCGACAUCAAUCAAUGAAGUCGCCAAGAUCCCCUCGAGUUGGAGCUUCACCUUCUGAUAAUCACUUCGGCACAAUGAGGAUGAAUGUUAACAAUCAACAAAAGAUUCAAGAUGCGCUGAAUUUUCAAACGCCAAUGAUAAAGACUGGUGCACAGCGACCAAUAAAUAAGCCAUCACCACCACCAGUUCCCAAUCGUCAGCCUGGCACAAAUUUGACAAAUAAUCAUGAAAAAUCAACAUACGCUUUGAACUUGUCGUCAAAUGAACAUAACUUGUCAGUACCAAGACGAUUGCCUAGUUCGGGUUCUUCAAAUAAAAUAACAUUAGCAACUUUGAGCGUAGUAUUGAUGUGUCAGUUUCAACAGCACCACCUCUUCCUCCACAUAGAGUAAGUUCACAAAAUCACUUACGAAGUCAAAUGUCGCUUGUGGUAAUAGCAAAUACUCAAGCACCACCUGACGUUUCACGGAGACAUUCAUCAAUGAGAAACAGUAUUGAAAACGGUGCUAAUGGAAAAUAUCAAAAUUCAAACCAAUCAAUAACGAGAUUAGUAAUAGAUCUUGAAGCAAGAUAUUCUUUUCUUUUUCACAAUGUGUCGGGGUUUCCAUCGCCAAGGCCAUUUAUAAAUGUUGAAAAAUCUUAUCCUUCGAGAGCUGUUUAUCAGACAAGCAAAUGGAAUAUAAUUCUAAAGUGAUACUUAACAUUGUUUGAGGAGGAUGCAAUAUAGUAUUUUACAUUAUUAAUCUUUUAAUCUCUUUACGCAAUAAAACACAAUUAAGAUUUACCCCAUGUUUGUCUUAUCAGCUUAUCAGCUUUUCCUAUUAUUGAUAUUUUUUUUCCAAGUUCUUAUAUCUUAAAUUCGCUAAAUUUCUUUCUAAUUAAUUGUUCGAAGCUUUUUUUCUUAGAAAGAAAAAAAAAGUUCUUAUGAUUUUCUUAUCUAAGCAAUCAAAACAUGAUUUA
This is a messenger RNA of Clunio marinus, 1707 nucleotides long. The record is from the annotation of a GenBank genome assembly. NCBI's taxonomy places the organism in Eukaryota, Metazoa, Arthropoda, Insecta, Diptera, Chironomidae.